Messenger RNA from Clonostachys byssicola, 1689 nucleotides. The record is from the annotation of a GenBank genome assembly. NCBI's taxonomy places the organism in Eukaryota, Fungi, Ascomycota, Sordariomycetes, Hypocreales, Bionectriaceae.
AUGGCUACUUCUACCGUGGUAGACGUCGAGUAUACUGUCGGGCAUGAACUGACUCAACUUGGCCCCGGCAAAGCGGACGGCCCUAGCAGCCACAAUGAGCCAUUGGGCGAGCCGGCAGACCGAUCAGCAGGAAGGAGCUUGAACUCACAGACCGACAUUGGACAACAAGAUGAGUAUCCGACGGGUGCUAAGCUAUGGCUCAUCAUUCUGUCUGUGAGCGGAGUUCUCGUUCUCACUAGCAUAGACAUGAACAUCGUCGCCACGGCCGUCCCUAGCAUCACCGACCAUUUCCACACUGUUGCUGACGUGGGCUGGUAUUCGUCUGCGUUCCGGCUUUGCCUCUGCGCCUUUCAGUUCAUGUUCGGCAAGGCGUACACUUUGUUUUCCGUCAAGUAUUUGUUCCUAAUCGCCAACGUCAUCUCCAUAGUGGGUUCCCUGUUCUGCGGAACUGCGACGUCCUCAAACAUGCUCAUCAUGGGGAGGGCCGUGGCCGGAUUGGGCUCGGCCGGCAUAUUCUCAGGGUGUUUUGUCAUCCUCGUGCAGUCGCUUCCUCUUCACCGGCGACCUCUGUUUGUCGGCAUGAUGGGUGGAAUUGAAGGCAUAGCCACGCUGUCUGCUCCGCUGCUUGGCGGUGUCCUCACGCAGUCACUUGGCUGGCGGUGGUGUUUCUACAUCAACCCUCCCUUGGGAGUCGUCACACUGCUUCUGACUAUGUGGUGCUACUCGGACAAACCCAAGAGUACCGAAGUCGAUCAGAUGACCUUCAGACAGAAGAUUCUCCAGCUUGAUCUGGUGAGCAACCUGCUGUUCAUCCCAGCACUGACGAGUCUAUUUAUUGCAUUAUCAUGGGCCGGGACGAAGUAUCCCUGGAGCAGCGGCCAAGUUAUUGGCCCCCUCGUCGUGUUUGUUCUUCUUCUCGUUGGCUUCAUCUACAACCAGUUUAGACGAGGUGACGCGGCCGCACUGCCUCCUCGAAUUAUCAAACGACGCACCGUCAUCGCGGGCUUCAUCUUUAUUAUGUGCACUAACAGCACUGCAAAUGUGCUCGAAUAUUACCUGCCCACCUACUACCAGACUGUUCGUGGCUAUUCCCCUGCCAAGAGCGGUUACUUGAUGUUUCCCAUCAUCGUCGGUGCCACGAUCGGUAGCCUUAUUCAUGGAACCGGCACAAGUACAUUCGGUCACUAUGGCCCUUUCAUGCUAUUUGCCUCCAUCAUCCUGCCCAUCGCUGCGGGCCUUGUGACAACGUUUGAAGUUGAUACGAGCAUGGUCAAGCUCAUCAUGUACACCGCCUUGUGCGGCCUUGCCUAUGGGAUUGGUUUCUCGGGGCCUCAGAAUGCGGUACAGACGGUGUUACCUGCAGACGAGAUCCCCUUGGGCAUGUCCAUCAUGCUAUUCGCCCAGUCAUUCGGACCAGCCGUGGCGAUCGCAAUCGCCCAAGUUAUUUUCACCAACCAGCUCUGGACUAACCUCAGCGGUUUCGUUGAAGGGUUAACUCGAGGAGAGAUGGAGAAGAGUGGCUUGGGUGAGAUUGUGUCGAGGGUAUCAUCAGCAGGAGCGAGGCAAGUCCUUGAAGGGAUUGAUAAGAGUAUCAGUCAGACGUGGUAUUUGGUCGUUGGACUCGCAUGCGCGACUAUGGUUGGGUCAUUACUGAUAGAGUGGCGAUCGGUCAAAUCGAAGCGUGCAUAG